Messenger RNA from Balaenoptera ricei (Rice's whale), 978 nucleotides. Its product is annotated as olfactory receptor 10C1-like. Lineage: Eukaryota; Metazoa; Chordata; Mammalia; Artiodactyla; Balaenopteridae. The record is from RefSeq and is a predicted model, not a curated record. Gene Ontology annotation, biological process: G protein-coupled receptor signaling pathway. Gene Ontology annotation, molecular function: olfactory receptor activity; G protein-coupled receptor activity. The transcript has a single exon. The coding region runs from base 16 to 978 and encodes 320 amino acids. Gene Ontology annotation, cellular component: membrane.
UCUUUUUUUCAGGUCAUGAGCCUCAAUUGUUCCUUGUGGCAGGACGACAGCGUGUCUGUGAAACACUUUGCAUUUGCCAAAUUCUCUGAGGUCACCGAACAGUGUUUCCUUUUAUUUACCCUCAUCCUACUCAUAUUCUCAGCAUCACUGACAGGCAAUGCUCUCAUAGCCUUUGCCAUCUGGACCAACCCGGUCCUCCAUACCCCCAUGUACUUCUUCCUGGCCAACUUGUCUCUUUUGGAGAUUGGCUACACUUGCUCUGUCAUACCCAAGAUGCUGCAGAGCCUUGUGAGUGAGGUCCAAGGAGUCUCCCAGAAGGGUUGCGCUACACAGAUGUUUUUCUUUACAUUAUUUGGUAUCAGUGAGUGCUGUCUUUUGGCAGCCAUGGCUUUGGACCGCUAUGUGGCCAUAUGCUCCCCACUUCACUAUGCAACACGAAUGAGUCGUGGAGUGUGUGUCCAUUUGGCAAUGGUUUCUUGGGGAGUGGGAUGCAUUGUAGGCUUGGGCCAGACCAACUAUAUUUUCUCUUUGAACUUCUGUGGCCCCUGUGAAAUAGACCACUUCUUCUGUGACCUCCCCCCUAUCCUGGCACUAGCCUGUGGGGAUACAUCCCAUAAUGAGGCUGCAGUCUUUGCUGUGGCCAUCCUUUGCAUUUCCAGCCCAUUUUUAUUAAUCAUUGCUUCUUACAGCAGAAUUCUAGCUGCUGUGCUGAUCAUGCCCUCCCCUGAAGGCCGCCAAAAAGCUCUUUCCACCUGCUCUUCCCACCUAUUUGUAGUAACACUCUUCUAUGGCUCAGGAUCUGUCACCUACUUAAUGCCCAAGGCUAGCCAUUCACCAGGGAUGGAUAAACUCCUGGCCCUCUUCUAUACAGUGGUGACUCCCAUGCUCAAUCCUAUCAUCUAUAGUUUACGGAACAACGAAGUCAAGGCAGCUCUUUGGAGAACUCUGGGUAAGAAAAAAGUUUUGACUCAUGGGUAG